Capsella rubella is the source of this 815-nucleotide messenger RNA. Its product is annotated as probable calcium-binding protein CML47. Lineage: Eukaryota; Viridiplantae; Streptophyta; Magnoliopsida; Brassicales; Brassicaceae. The coding region runs from base 184 to 735 and encodes 183 amino acids. The record is from RefSeq and is a predicted model, not a curated record. Gene Ontology annotation, molecular function: calcium ion binding. The transcript has a single exon.
UCCUUCCGCAGACUUUGUGUGUAAGAUAUGAUUUUGGUCUUCGUACUUUAAGUAAGGAAACGUACCACCGCUUAUAAAAUAGGACCAAACUCAACACAAUCUUUGAAACCAAAGACAAAGGAAAAUAAAAGCUUCAAUAUAAAUUUUGUUUAUGAUAUUCCACACACAUAAAUUUAGAUUAAUAUGGAGGAUACGUCUCUUCUUAGCCCAAUCUCUCUCCUCACCAUUGUUAUCUUCUUGUUCAUUCUCAAUCUCAUGAUGAUAAUUCAAGACUUCUCUUCUUCUUUUCCCUUUCGUUUCCAUCUCUUCUUCUCUAAUGCCUACAUUCUCUUUGCCUCACCAAGCAACAAUAAGCACAAGACCGAGCUCCCAAUCAUAAAGAAAGCCUUCGUUCCGAACCGAGUAGAUAAUAAGACGUCCCUAGAGGAAGUGAAGGCGGUUAUCGAUGACUCGGAAGGUUUAUACGAACGUUUGAUAGAAGAAGGAGAAGAGUACUUGCUUGAGAAGAAUGAGAUGAUGAGUAAGGAGUUAGUGAAGGAGGCGUUUCGGUUAUUUGAUGAGAAUCAAGAUGGGUUUAUAGAUGAGAACGAGUUGAAAAAUGUGUUGAGUUUGUUGGGAUACCAUGAGUGUACAAAGAUGGAGUGUAGGAAGAUGAUUAAUGUUUUUGAUGAGAAUAGAGAUGGUAACAUUGAUUUUUAUGAGUUUGUGAAGCUCAUAGAGAAGAGCUUUUCGUGAAGUAUGGCUAGAGAUUUAAAAUAAUAAUAAAAACUAAUGUUCUGAGCUAAAUUGGUGACUUAUCUAAAUAUACUUUUCUU